This is a messenger RNA of Vanessa tameamea, 1247 nucleotides long. Its product is annotated as trypsin-5-like. Gene Ontology annotation, biological process: proteolysis. Gene Ontology annotation, molecular function: serine-type endopeptidase activity. The transcript is spliced from 7 exons. NCBI's taxonomy places the organism in Eukaryota, Metazoa, Arthropoda, Insecta, Lepidoptera, Nymphalidae. The record is from RefSeq and is a predicted model, not a curated record. Bases 69 to 1247 code for a protein of 392 amino acids.
UGUCUUUGCAUUCUUAACUCUAUGCGCAGUUAGAGCAGCCUCAAUCAGAAUUCAGUAAGAACCGAAAGAUGUGGCGUUUCGUUUUGCUAUUCACCGUGACGCUCGUACAAGCUCAGGCCAAGCAAGAUAGUGAAAAUACGGAAGAAUCAGGUGAAGGAGAUUUAGGCCGAGAUUACAACGUCACAGGGAAUUACACGCAAGUGAACCUAGAUGACAGAGAAGACAGCGGCGAGCGUGUAGGAGCGGCGAUAACCCAAAUCUUUAAACAUCCGUACACGGCAGCGUUACUCAAAAGCGACCGCUAUAUGUGCAGCGCAGUCAUACUCAAUACCUAUUGGUUACUCACGCUAUCCAAAUGCUUUGAAACGGACAUCACGUCAUACGUAACGCAUCGAAACCUAGGAAACUACAAGAUUAGAACCGGCAGCUCCUAUAAUAAUAAAGGAGGAUCUAUUUCGAAAAUAAAAAUGCUUAUAAAUAACUUUGAAUUGAAAGUUUCGGCUGUGAAGUUGGAUGUGCAACUUGUGUUCAGCUCUAGGGUAGAUGCUGUGCGGCUGCCGAGUCCUGAUGAUGAUGUGUCAUUAGGAUUUUUAGCAACAAUGCUAGCUUGGACACCAACUGGGCACUUACGAGUAGUCAACGCACCAGUGAUAAAUGCUGCAAUAUGUGAACCGUCUUCUUUGUGGUCAUCAGGCCGAUACAUAUGUAUGGGAGGAGUGCAGGACCCCAAUAGACACUUUUGCAGGAAAGACAAUGGAGGAGCGGUUAUCCAGAACAACACCUUAAUAGCAGUUGCCUCCUUUCUGCACACUUGCGCGCUGUACACAAAGACCCACGCGUUUCCGAAAGUUUCCACGUUUUCUAGAUGGCUGGACACUGUGAUAUGGGAUGAAAAUAAUCGUCCAACAACAGCUGUAUUAUCGACGACUACUCGAACAACACAGCCGAUACAGAACACAACCGAAAUUACAGAUAACAAGUUAUACGUAGACCCGAGGAAAUUUUUGGUGACACUACCAUUCGAUCCCAUUAACGUUCCCCUUGAACCCGCUGAAGAUAACUCUGUGAUACCAAGGAUGAGUCUAUAUGAAUCUUAUCUCCAAAAUAUCGCAAGAGCGAAGACAUCAACAACGAUCGAUCCAAAUUUACUGGAAGAAGAGAAGAAACAAUGGCUACAGAAAUUCGGCAAAUCUAUAUUAAUGGACAGCAAGCUGUUAAAGAAAUUUGACCAGUUUGAUUACAGUUAA